Messenger RNA from Filobasidium floriforme, 2322 nucleotides. RefSeq lists its product as uncharacterized. The record is from RefSeq and is a predicted model, not a curated record. Gene Ontology annotation, biological process: nuclear migration along microtubule; establishment of spindle localization; mitotic spindle orientation checkpoint signaling. Bases 173 to 2278 code for a protein of 701 amino acids. Gene Ontology annotation, cellular component: mating projection tip; cell cortex; spindle pole body. The transcript has 9 exons. Lineage: Eukaryota; Fungi; Basidiomycota; Tremellomycetes; Filobasidiales; Filobasidiaceae.
AUCACGGCAACCCUACACAGUAUCGGGCUCCCUUGACUUUCAGACUGUCAGACUAUCCACGGAACUAGUUCGCACGUCCUGCACAGCCUCAAAUCCAACGUGGACACGAACUAUCUGGAGCCAAAGGUAUCCAAGCCGAACGGCCUUGUCCGAAGCGGCGACCGCUAUCGAGAUGGAGACAUUGAAUCAGCUCACCGAAGCGCUCCCUGUAAAGAGCGAAGUCCCUCCUUCUGCCUCGUCGCUCUUGAACGAAGUGAGAAAUGCAGUGGACAAACUCUCAGCUCUGCAGUCAUGUCUAUUCGAAAUACAAGAACAAAGGCACGGUCGAGCGGAAGCGACGAACCUCGUUCAGGAUACGCUUAAAAUCGAUCGAAGUUCACUAGAUAGACUAGUUCACAACUUUGACAUCGACUUGGAAGUCUUUUCGCGAACGAUCCAAUCAAUAACCGAGCAAGUCGAAGCUUUGAAAGGCUCGAUAGCUUACGGCGGUUCCCGAGAACCUUCAGAUCAUAGCCUGCUCCAGGCAGAAUUGGAAGAUCUCCAGUCUGACUGGGCAGACUUGGUCGAAGCCGACGUGAGACUGAGGGACGAAUUGAAGGAGGAUAGCUGGCUGGUCCUGUUGAGACAAACAGUCGACUCCGCCAACGACAUGAUGGUGUCUAUGGAGAAGGCAAUCACAGUCGUGCUCCAAUUCGUCGAUAUCGAUUUACGCUCAGCACAUCCUGCUCGUGCUGAAGCCGCCGAAUCAGCUCUUCGAAGCCUGGAUGAGAAAUCAAAAUUUUACUUGCCAAGCAUAGGCAAAGCAUGCGCUAUGUCGACGCGCGGGCUGAAGAACCGCUUGACCACCAACGGAGAAGCUCUUCGAAGGCAUACCGAUUUGGUGGACCGCUGGUCACGUGUGCAAAAUGAGCUCGACAGCCUUGCUCCGAAACUGCGCCGUCUGCGGCUGGAACUACAGAAUGCUGCCAAAGAUGAUGGUUCCGAGUUCCUGAUCGAUGACGCUUCAAACUUUUCGAGUCCAGCAUCUCAUGGUGGUCAAAUGCAAUCCGGUCGAAAGGCCUUUCAAUAUGGCGCUGGUUCGCCAAGCCAACAAUCUUCAACAUCCCAGGACAGGCGACCAGGACAGGCGACGUCAGGUCAAUACAGCCGACUGAUGAGCCCCUCUGUCCAAAGGACCAGGCAAAGCACCACCGCCAGCUCGGCGAACAGAACGAAACAUCCCGAGCCGACUGCGCAGACGCCGCCCGCUACCCUGUUUCGACGGCCAUCUAUGGCGGGAUCGUCGGGAGUCGAUGCUCUACAGCCUAGAGGAAGCUAUACCCCUUCACGGAGCGAUUCGCAUCAAGAGCUCCCGGCUACCCCUCGUUCAGCAAGACAAGAGAACCGAUAUGAGGCUCCCUUCGGCUCAAGACUCUCAAGCAUGGGACUCGUACGGCCUUCGCAAACACAAGAAAUGACAAGAACCACUUAUGCCCGGCCAGUUUCUCCAGCGACAUCAAUUGCUUCUUCCAAGUCGACCUUGCAACGGAAUGGUCUCCGAAGAUCUCUCAUUCCCGUCGCAAGUCCAUCGCCGUCGUUUCGACGUAGCACAUCAAGAAUGGGAUCAUCACCGCCCCCAGUGCCGACAUUACCCAGCCAGGAGUUGAUCGCGGAAAAGGAGCGAGAGGUCAGGUUGACUCAGCUCCGGACGAUGCUACAGACGCCAGAGCCCACGUUGAGAGCGAGAGCCUCGCAGAUGCCCUUUUAUAGCGGCAGACGGAGUACAGCAGGUCAGACUCCUCAAGGGCCUGGGUCGAUUGCACAGUCUCCUAGCUUCAACAGGAGAGUCUCGGGCGAACAGGGCAGGCACGUCUCUGCAAGUUCACGCGAGGCCGCUCCAAGCGCCUGGAAAGAACAGCCGCGUAUGCGUCCCGGGUCUGCCAUGUCCGUCAGAUCUCGUGCUGGUGCGGCCACGCCGUUGCCCACGGCACAACAUCACAAGGCGUGGAUACCAAAUAGCCGAGAUCCGCUGGAUAUGGAACUGUCGGUCAUAUUGAGCGAUAUUCCCCACGACGUCUACGUCGAAAGGCUCGAUCCACCGUUGCGAAAAGGUCAAGUCCACACAGGUGAAUGGACGGCUCAAUAUGCUUUCGCAAGCGGGAGGCAUGGCCGUCGGGUAUUUCCUGCGAGGUUACUGGAGCUGCACAAAACGCGCAACAAUGAGAGGGUCCGCAAGGUCAUGGUACGGAUCGACGGUUUGUGGCGGGAUGUGAGGCUAGUACUGCUCGAGAUGGCAUGAGCGUUUGUAAGCGAACGCGCGCGCGAAUAAUCAUGAACGGAUGU